Camellia sinensis is the source of this 1974-nucleotide messenger RNA. RefSeq names its product root UVB sensitive protein (Protein of unknown function, DUF647) (gene RUS4). The record is from RefSeq and is a predicted model, not a curated record. NCBI's taxonomy places the organism in Eukaryota, Viridiplantae, Streptophyta, Magnoliopsida, Ericales, Theaceae.
CUGAACCAACCUUCUUGUCCGACCAACAAAACCUUAAACCCUAGUAUUCAGAACUACCGAAAUUCCGCCAAAAUUUUUUUAAAAAAUCAAGCAAUUCAAAACAAACUUUUGUUGUGCUUCAAAUCACCCAACUCCAAAAUUUCUCUCAAUUCAAUUCAUUCAUCUAUAUAAUAUACCCACAGACAUAUAGAUAUAUAAAUACAUAUAUAUAUAUAUAUAUAUAUAUCUCAAAGGUUUGUGUUUUUGUCAAUUCUCAUGCAAUCCAUCUUAUACAUUGCUUCCAAUUCUCCACCAAUCUUCCACGUCCCAUGGAAGCCACACAAAACCCACAUUCUGAGUCCCUCACAAACCCUACCCAUUAUACACAAACCCUUGACUAUUUCGAACGCCUUGAAAACCUCAUUCGAAGAAGAAAAGCUUGACAAAUCGGAUGAACCCACCUCGCCAGCACGCCUUCCGGUCGUAAUUCGACGUUCCGGCAGCGUUUCUAGGUACCUGUGGGAUGGGAGUGAAUUAAAAUUGGUUUCUGUAGACGGAAAUUCUUUUUCUUUGUCGUUGGAUUUCGAAGAUGGGUUUCGAAGAUUGUUUAGAAUAUGUAGUUCGGGUUUGAGGAAUUUUUUUCUGCCCGGGGAAGUUUGUGGGAAUUAUUUGGAGUAUGUCAAAUGGAAGUUCUUGCACAGGGUCUUCAGCUCUGCUCUUCAGGUUCUUGCCACCCAGGCAAUGUUUCGAGCAAUUGGAAUUGGAUACUCUCAUUCACUUCCAUCAGCUGCUGCGCUCAAUUGGGUCUUGAAAGAUGGGCUUGGAAGGCUCAGUAGGUGCAUCUACACUGCCAGCCUAGCAUCUUCUUUUGACACCAAUUUGAAGAGAGUUAGGUUUUCAACAUCUGUGCUAUUCAGUCUGAGCAUUGGGGUUGAGUUGCUGACUCCUGCAUUUCCCCAGUACUUCUUGCUUGUCGCAUCGAUAGCAAACAUCGCUAAACAAAUAAGCCUAGCAUGCUACCUGGCAACUGGUACUGCUGUUCAUCGAAGUUUUGCAGUAGCAGAUAAUCUUGGUGAAGUUUCUGCGAAGGCACAGAUUCAAACAGUGUGCUUCGAUAACAUUGGUCUUAUGCUUGCCGCAGCCUUGAACAUUUUGUUCAGAAACAAUCUAAGGUUGCAAGCAAGUUUGCCUUUUGUCGUGUACCCAAUCUUCUCAGCAAUCGACCUCAUUGGAAUUUAUCAAAGUUUGAAGCAUGUUCAUCUGCAGACAUUAACUAAGGAUAGGCUUGAGAUUAUAAUUAAUACGUGGAUUCAGUUGGGAUGUGUCCCUUCACCUGCAGAUGUGAGUGAAGAGGAAGGUAUUGAUUUCAUGUGGAGCAAAGGCAGAGGAUUGUGGCCCAUAAGAAUUGGUUGCUUAAACCCCAAAAGUCAAUUACCAAGGUUGUCAAUGAUGACUAUGCAAUCUUUGAAUGAUGAAGACUUCUAUUUCAUAUGUCUGGAGAUCCUCUGCAGUGGAGUGGCAAAAACUUGGCAACAAGGCAUUCUCGUUUGUGUGCGGGAAGGGGCUGGCACUGCAGAUAUUAUCACGGGUUUGUUGCAGGCGUGCCAUAUCCGCAAGGCUAUUUUAUCAAGUGUGUGCAAGUGGGAGCGCAUUUUAGAAGCUCCUGACAGUUCAGAUUCAGUUUUGAGGCAUUGGUUUCAGUUGAUUGAAGAUAGCAAGCAAAUAGCACAGCGAGAUUUUAACUUGUUGAAUGAACAGAUGUUAGGGUUAGGCUGGGCUUGUAAAAACAUUUUAUUGAGCACGCAAGAGCAAGCUCGCUAUAGUUUUGUAGAUGACUGACAAAUUUCAAGCACACUGGAGGAAAGUUAAUACAGUUGCAUUUAUACCGUCACAAAACACGGAUAUUUCUCUCUUCGUUCCACGAUUUUACAUUAGAAAAGCAAAUAUCGCAAGAAUUGACUUGUUUACACAGGAAAAUACCCACAAAAAAAAAAA